This is a messenger RNA of Achroia grisella, 6509 nucleotides long. RefSeq names its product collagen alpha-1(IV) chain-like (gene Col4a1). Gene Ontology annotation, cellular component: collagen trimer. Lineage: Eukaryota; Metazoa; Arthropoda; Insecta; Lepidoptera; Pyralidae. The record is from RefSeq and is a predicted model, not a curated record. Gene Ontology annotation, molecular function: extracellular matrix structural constituent.
GAACUAAGAUGUGGGCUCCAAAGGAAAAUCAGGAACGCGGCGGGCACGACAUGGAGCGCGGUGCGGCGCACACGCGCCGGGCCCAUCAUGGCUGCGCAAUACUACUGGAUGUGCGCCCUCGUCGCGGGCCCAACUUUGCAGGCGUUGCGCCCGCGCAUUCGCGGAGGGGUGCGCUGUCCGCCACCCGAUCACUCCUCUUUCCUUUAGUAUCCCGGCAUAAACGGCGCGCGCGCACGGGAUUCAGGCGCAGCGCGCUCCGGGCCAUGGCGGUCCCCGUAAUAUGGUUAGUGGUUGCAGUAGCGCCGCUUCUGGGAGUAAAUUCACAAGACGAUUCCUAUCUUGACUGGUCACGAAGAUUUGACACGCCAGAACAGAAUAAUUUGUACCAAGAGGAGAGACGAGAAGAUUACUACAACUCACAUGAAUAUCAGCCUACCUGGCCAUCACAACGGCCUGAUAAUGACAUACGAACGUAUGGAUUGUCACAACGACCAGAUGUGCGUCCCACAUGGCAGCAAACCCAGCGACCACCGCAACUGUCGCAGACCUCUAAUCAAUAUUACAAUUUCGAUAUUUACGACCCAGUUACUAAACAACGAACGGCUGCUGAUCGGAACUGCACUGCGCCAGGUUGCUGUGUUCCCAAGUGUUUCGCAGAGAAAGGCAUGAAGGGGCGACCAGGCUAUCCAGGUGCCCCGGGCCCAAGAGGACUACCGGGACACGAAGGUGUAGAAGGUCCACAAGGUUUGAAAGGUCAAAAAGGACAAAUGGGCCCACAAGGACCACGUGGACCCAAAGGCGACCGAGGAAAACCUGGAGAGAGAGGUUUUGUUGGAUCUGCAGGGCCACCUGGUCUACAAGGUGACCAAGGAGCUCCUGGUAUUCAUGGCAGGGAUGGCUGUAAUGGUACAGAUGGUCCACCAGGUGCAUUUGGCCCACCAGGAUCGACUGGACCUCGUGGUUUUCCAGGACCGAAAGGUGAAAGAGGUGAUAAAGGAGAGCCAGCAAAUACUGGUUUUUAUUCAAAGGGUCAGAAGGGAGAACCUGGAGAACCAGGAACAACUGGAAAAGAAGGUCCCAUGGGUCCUGAAGGACCCAAGGGAGAACCGGGAACAAAAGGAAAUAUUGGUCCUAGGGGUCCGCCUGGAGAGAAAGGAGACAAGGGAGCUAAAGGAAUAAAAGGUAGAGCCAUACAAGGCGACAAAGGUGAAAGAGGCGAUAGGGGGCAAAGAGGUCCAGAUUGUCCAAAAAUAAAUACGGACAUAUUUAUAAACGAUAAUAAAACAGUCACUAGUAUUCCUGGAGACAGAGGAGAUAAGGGAGAAAAAGGAGACGUCGGCAAAACAGGGGAAUAUGGUGACACAGGAGAAAAGGGUGAGCAAGGACGCCCAGGUAAAUCGGGUCAAAAAGGAUCAAAAGGCAUUAUAGGAAAUCCUGGGGACCGUGGUCGGGAUGGAGUGCCUGGUUUUCCGGGUCCAAUGGGUCUUAAAGGAGAUAGAGGUAUAACUGGUCUAGCUGGAUUACCUGGAAGACCAGGAAAUGAUGGAGAGCCCGGAAAAGAUGGACCUCCAGGUCCGAGAGGAAUUCAAGGAGUACCUGGUUCACCAGGAGGUGGAACAGGAACUCAAGGACCGCCUGGUCCAACUGGACCAAGAGGUUAUCCAGGACCACCAGGGCCCAAAGGCAAUGAUGGAAGGCCAGGUGACAGGGGACCUCAAGGGCCAAUGGGACAGCAAGGUGGACCAGGUAUCCCUGGAAAUCCAGGUACAGAAGGAAUACCAGGUCGCAAAGGGGAAAAAGGAGAACCUGGCAAUAAUGGACAAGAAGGAGUAAUGGGACCGAGAGGCCAUGAUGGACCUCCUGGUUCACAGGGCCCAACAGGUCCCAAAGGUGUAGACGGGCUCACUAUACCUGGUGAAAAGGGUGAUAGUGGAGUACCCGGUACACCAGGACAAAAAGGGCAGAAAGGAGACCGUGGCUACCCAGGCAUAAGAGGUGAACCCGGAGACUCCAAACUGGGAAGACCAGGCAAGACAGGUCCUAAAGGAAAUAAAGGCGAUAGAGGUGAUAAAGGUCAGCCCGGCCGUGAUGGUAUAUCUGGUAGAGACGGAAUUAAAGGAGAUAAAGGUGGAAGUUGCAACGAAUGUUGGCCAGGAAAUCAGGGACCAAAAGGCGACCGUGGAGUUGAUGGUUUGAAGGGUUCCUCAGGAGAACGUGGCCCGCCUGGACCGCGUGGUGUCCCUGGCGACAGAGGAGCGGAUGGUGUUGAUGGCAUGCCAGGACCUCCGGGCCCUGCGGGCGAACGUGGUGAUGAGGGCCCCAUUGGACCACCUGGAUCUCCUGGAAAAGAUGCUAUAGUUGAUUUGAAAUUAGUAAAAGGCGACAAAGGGGAAAAGGGUAAUCAGGGACCUAAAGGUUUUCCAGGAUAUAAAGGCGACCAAGGGAGCAAAGGUAUUAAAGGAGAACGUGGUGAAAUUGGUUUACCGGGUCAAAAAGGUGAAAUUGGUAGAAUGGGAACACCAGGAGCGGAUGGAAUUCCUGGAGCUAAUGGAGAGCCAGGAAGAGACGGUAAUGAUGGUCGUAGUAUUAAGGGAGAAAAAGGUGCACCUGGAGACUAUGGCCUGAAAGGAGACAAAGGAUUUCCUGGGCGAAUGGGUAUAAAAGGCGAACCGGGACAAUGUCCAGCAGAUUUAAAAUUGAUGACAAAAGGAAAUAGAGGUCCGCCAGGACCCAAAGGACCACAGGGCCCGGAAGGUGUAUCUGGGGAUAAAGGCGAUAACGGAGAACUUGGUCGUCCUGGCGAAAAAGGUGCACCCGGUGCAACUGGUAGAGAUGGUCCUGUCGGCCCACGAGGUCUUCCUGGUCCAAGAGGCGAAAAAGGUGACGGAGGGCCGAUAGGUUUUCCAGGUACACCUGGUACGAAUGGUCCCAGAGGAUUUCCAGGAUUAAUAGGUAUAAACGGUGACAAAGGCGAAACAGGGCCAUCAGUGGUUGGUCCUAUAGGACAGCCUGGUAGACCUGGACCAAAAGGCGAUAAAGGAUUAAGAGGAAAUCCUGGUCAACCUGGUAAAGAUGGACAGCCAGGGUCACAAGGUUGGCCAGGUGAAAAAGGAAAUGCUGGAUCAUACGGACCUUCUGGACCUCCCGGUUGGCAAGGACAGAAAGGUGAACCUGGUCCUAUAGGAAACAUUGGACCAAAGGGAAUUGAUGGUAUUCCCGGGAAACCAGGAAGCAAAGGAAUUAGAGGCUUGCCAGGAAUACCAGGAAAGCCUGGUGUAAUUGGUUGGCCAGGUGCCAAGGGAGACCGUGGAUUAACAGGUCAAGAGGGUGAAAAAGGUUUUCCAGGUGCACGAGGUAGACCUGGUCCUCGUGGAACCCCAGGUGUAAAUGGAGCUCCAGGUUUAAAGGGAGAUAAAGGCCCGUUAGGUUAUAAAGGCGAUAAAGGAUUUCCAGGAACACCAGGUCAACAAGGAUUACCAGGAGCUCCUGGCUUACCAGGUGACAAAGGCUCCGAUGGUGCUACAGGAGUUCCCGGACUUCCUGGACUCGCUGGUCUUAAAGGAGACAGAGGUCUACCGGGAUAUCCAGGACCCAAAGGAGAACCAGGCUUAGCAUCAGAUAGAGGUGAAAAAGGAGAACCCGGUUUUCCUGGACGUCAAGGUAUGCCAGGCAUUCCUGGUCAAAAUGGAGUAAAGGGAGACAAAGGAGAAACUGGUCUAACUAUAACAGGACCUCCUGGUUAUACUGGAGAAAAAGGUGAAAUUGGAAGUCCUGGACUGUAUGGAGCUCCUGGAGAAAGUGGUGAAAAAGGUGAGGUUGGGUUGAAUGGAUACAAAGGAGCAAAGGGAGAUAGAGGUCUGCCAGGUGAACGCGGACCUCCAGGUCCACCUGGCAUGGACGGUGAACCAGGUGCUCAAGGUGAACGGGGCUUUAAUGGUAUAGAAGGAGCCAAAGGUGAUAAAGGAGAUCGAGGUCAACCAGGAAGAGAUGGUUUAGAUGGACUCAAAGGAGACCGUGGAUCAAUCGGUGUAAUAGGUCCAAAGGGGUCACCCGGCUAUCUUGGUCCAAAAGGAGAUCGGGGUCCUCCAGGGCUUAAGAUCGACAUAAAAGGAGAUAAAGGCGAUAUUGGACCUCCCGGUCCACGUGGGGAUAAAGGUCCAAAAGGAGAAAGAGGCCUCGACGGAGCCCAAGGUUUAAGAGGUGAUAAAGGUGAUCAAGGUUAUACAGGACAAAAAGGAGAGAAGGGCUUUAUUGGUUACAGCGGAUUAAAGGGGGAUCUCGGUCCAAGGGGCCCCCAAGGUAAACCUGGAAAAGAUUGUCCAUGUGAAAAGGGAAUACCAGGUUUACAAGGAAAAAAUGGUCGGCCUGGUAUACAAGGAGCGCGUGGUGAGAAAGGCGAACAAGGUUUAACAGGCCUUCCAGGACAAAUAGGAGAACCGGGUUUACCAGGUUUACCAGGUCGCGAUGGGGAAAGAGGCGAAAAAGGAAAUGAAGGUGUAGCCGGGCCACCAGGAAAUGAAGGUCGACCUGGCAAUGAUGGGUUACCAGGGGAAUCUGGUCAUAAAGGUGACAAAGGAGAUAGAGGUGCACCUGGAUUUGGACUACCUGGCGAAAAAGGUGAUAAAGGCCAAAUAGGUUGGAUUGGUGAAAAGGGAGAGAGAGGCAGUAAAGGUGAGCGUGGUCAACCUGGAAGUCCUGGAGAACAGGGGCCUGAAGGUAUUCAAGGAGAGAAAGGUGAUCGAGGUAUAGUUGGAAAACCGGGUUAUCCUGGUGCACCAGGUGAAAAGGGUGACAAAGGCGAAAGAUCUCCAAUAGUUUAUGGGACAAAAGGACAAAAAGGAAAUCCAGGCCCUCCAGGGCCUGAAGGCCCGCCCGGACCCAUAUGUAUGGACGGACGUCCAGGUUUAGAUGGUUAUCCUGGUGAAAAAGGUGAACAAGGCAUGUCUGGACCAAAGGGCCCUCCAGGUCCGCCCGGACCACAAGGUCGGCAGGGAUUACAAGGUGAAAGGGGUGAGAUUGGACAAACCGGUUUGCAAGGAUUGCCUGGACUUCCAGGAGCCCCUUGCACUAAAACGGAUUAUUUGACAGGAACACUUUUGGUACGACACAGUCAAUCUGUCCAAAUACCCACUUGUGAGGCAGGUCAGGUAAAAUUAUGGGAAGGAUACUCGUUGCUUUAUAUCGAUGGCAAUGAACAAGCUCAUAAUCAAGAUUUAGGAACUGCUGGGUCAUGUAUCCAAAAGUUCAGUACAAUGCCUUUCCUGUUUUGUGAUCUAAAUACAGUAUGUCAUUAUUCCAGUCGAAAUGAUCGAAGCUACUGGUUAUCUACUAGCGAAGCAUUACCGAUGAUGCCGGUUGAAGGCAAUGACAUUAUAAGACACAUUUCAAGAUGCGUAGUUUGUGAGGUUCCAGCUAAUGUGAUAGCUGUACACAGUCAAACACAGGACGUUCCUGAAUGCCCUGCUGGUUGGAGCGAUGUAUGGAUAGGCUACAGUUUUGCUAUGCAUACCGGAGCUGGUGGCCAGGGGGGAGGACAAGCUCUUGCAAGCCCAGGUUCUUGCUUGCAAGAUUUCCGAACAUCGCCUUUCAUAGAGUGUAAUGGAGAAGGUGGUACAUGUUACCAUUUUGCGAAUAAGUUAAGCUUUUGGUUAACGACUAUAGAAGACAGAGACCAAUUCACAAGUCCUCAGCGAUCAACAUUGAAGUCAGGAGAAGUCACGACGCGUGUGUCUCGAUGUGCUGUCUGCAUUAAAAAUACAUAGUGAAUCUUAUCUUAUGCGCUUCAUUUUUUUAUACAUAUUUAUAGGUGUGAUGUUUAUACAAGACUCUUCAAAGACAUAGCUACCUAUUGUGGAUUUUACAUGACCAAUAGUGAUGUUGCUACCAAAUAUUAAGUUACAGUGAUACCUAGUUGUCAAUGUGAAAAUUAAAAUAAUUAAUUUAAUUUUUUCUUAAUUAGUAUACUUUGAUUCAACUAAUGCCAACUUCGUUCAGUAGGUAAGACAUCUUAGAAUUAGCUGUUCCAGUUCUUCUAACAUUCUAAACUAUUAAAGAUCUGUAAGUUUAAAUAGUCUCUGAUCAUAUUACAUACAAUACACCAAAGCCAUAAAUUUAAGUUUUAUAUUUUAAGUAGGUAUCUAUAGUUAUUUAUAUAUUAUUUUUAUUUUAGUAGUAUAUGCAGUAAAUGUGAUUGUCUUGUUGGUCAGAUUUCGUAUAAGUAGUAAUACUUACAUCAUGUUAUUGUAAAUCUUUUAUUCUCCUAGUCAGUGUUAUUUCGGAUUACGUAAUCCAUUAAACAAGAUUGUAAUAAGACAUUUUUAUAAUCAUCUGAUACUGUUCCAAAUUAUCUACUGUAUUAAAUUAUAUAACUGGGUUCAAGUAAUAUAUUUCUCAAAAUAUUGUAAACUGUUCACAACAAUAGGGUAGUGAAAGAUAGGUGAUGAAACACUGCCAUUGUAGAUAGAUUAAUAUUGCAAAUAAAUAAAUUAGAAUAAAUUUUUAAUAAAUAA